Messenger RNA from Dentiscutata erythropus, 211 nucleotides. Lineage: Eukaryota; Fungi; Glomeromycota; Glomeromycetes; Diversisporales; Gigasporaceae. The record is from the annotation of a GenBank genome assembly.
UUUAUCCAAAUAAAACUUCCAAAAAGUUUAUCCGACAUAAUUUUUCUAAGGAAACUUAUGAUACAAUUAAUUUGGAGUCAUCUAAUGAAGAUAAUACUUAUUUAUCUCUUGAAUCAGAUACUUUAGCUCUAGCUCUGUUUUCUCUAUCUUCUCCGUCCCCUAAACCAAAAAUUAAAAAACAAAAAAAUGGUUUAAAUGAUAGCAAUAAAGA